Coregonus sp. 'balchen' is the source of this 10680-nucleotide messenger RNA. The record is from the annotation of a GenBank genome assembly. Lineage: Eukaryota; Metazoa; Chordata; Actinopteri; Salmoniformes; Salmonidae.
AUGGAGGCCCAGUUGCACCCCUACAGUGGGGCCUCCAAUAACAUGGGUGGAAACUAGCAUCUGAGCUGGACUAAGUCAAAUGGAUGGACUGUUGUUUUUCCUCUCUGCUGGGAUAUGCUGCUAUAAGGCAAUGGCCUGGACAUUCCUAGACAUUAUUAUUCAUGUAUCUUUCAAGUGGAAUUCGCGUUUUCUGUGUUAACUUAUUUAGUUUAUUUAUUUAUUUUUGGAGAGUUCAGCCGUUAAAAAUAUCAGUAGAUUUUGUUUGGUCUUCCACGCUCUUAACUAACCAAUCGAAACUGUGAAGGAACCAGAGCCAUAGCAAAGAAAUGUAUAAUUUCUGAUAAGCAAGGGCUUGAACUUACUGAAAAAGAAAACAGGACAUUAACAUGAGUUAGGUAAAUGAUGAGGGAGGAUUAUGGACAAGGUUUCAGAGUUUACUGUUUGAUAAACCUCAUGGUCAGAUAUACCACAACCAGACCUGGGUUCAAAUACAAUUUAAAAGGAUUUCAAAUGCUUCAGCUGUGCUUAAGAGAGCUUGUCUGUUGAUAUGGAACCAAUAGAAAAGUCCCAAAAGUGCAAACCGCACCUACCUGGCACUCCAGGCAGGCUAAAGCAAACACUGAAUGUUUUUGUAAGAUUCCGAAUAGUAUUUGAACCCAGGUCUGACCACAAUGCACAUCUGAGUUCCAAUCUACUCUAUGCUUUGUUUUCCUAUGUACUCCAAUCAGCUGUCUUCCAAAGAAGUUGAUUUUACACUCUUACCGUUGACAGGACUUUUGUGAGAGAUGUUUUUUAUCAAGAGUUGUAAUAUAAUAUCAGGGAUCCCCUCAGUUUUGAUGAGGCUCAGGUACUUAAAGAUAAGCCUGAGUGGCUUAUUAUUACGUUGCACAAACCUGCUUAGUUAGAAGAAGUCUUACAUUACAAACAUGUUGUUUGUAGAUCCAGUUCACAUGUUGUGAUAGAGCUGAAAUGUGAAGUAUGUUGUUCAGUAGGAAUCAACUUCUGUCCUAAUAGUAUGUGGUGGUUAUUUUUAAAUAACACUAUCGCCCUCAUCAAAGAUUCAGAAAGACUUAGAAACAUAUGUGUAGUGACAAUUGCCAGUCAAAAAUAUAUGCACUCACUCAUGUAAGUCACUCUGGAUAAGAGAGUCUGCUAAAUGACUAAAAAUGUAAAAAUGUAAAAGCCAUUGAUGUGUCAGAAACGGCUCCUACAGUAUGAAAAGGUAUGAUAGGCCUAAUGAAUAUCCUAUUACAAAACCAAACAUUAAAACGUUUAACAACACAACAUCCAUGUGACUUAGUGAUGAUCCUUCUUCCCCCUAUAUCCGAUAGCUAUAGCAGCUUUGGCUAUAGGCUAAGCUGGGUUAGUGUGGUUCUGAGCUCAGUGAGCUUGUUAACUGGUGCUAUUAUAGUCACAGUCAGAUCAGGCCAUAACCAUACAGUCUAACCAUAGAUACAGCUGUAACUAUGGGGCAUAACCAUAUAGUCUAACCAUUGAUACGUCUGUAACCAUGGGGCAUAACCAUACAGUCUAACCAUUGAUACGUCUGUAACCAUGGGGCAUAACCAUACAGCAUAACUAUACAGUAACUUCAGAAAGUAUUCACACCCCUUGACUUUUUCCACAUUUUGUUUUGUUACAAAGUGGGAUUCAAAUGGAUUUAACUGUAAUUUUUUUGUCAAUGAGCUACACAAAAUACUCUGUAAUGUCAACAUGGAAAAAAAAUUUAAAUGGAAGAAAACAAAUAUAUUUUGAUUAGAUAAGUAUUCAAUCACAUUUGGCAGUGAUUACAGCUGUGAGUCUUUCUGGGUAAGUCUCUAAACGCUUUGCAAACCUGGGUUGUACAAUAGUUGCCCAUUAUUCUUUUUAAAUUAUUCAAGCUCUGUCAAGUUGGUUGUUGAUCAUUGCUAGACAGCCAUUUUCAAGUCUUGCCAUAGAUUUUCAAAAUGAUUUAAGUCCAAACUGUAAUUAGGCAACUCAGGAACAUUCAAUGUCAUCUUGGUAAGUAACUCCAGUGAAUAUUUGGCCUUGUCACGAUCGUCGUAGGAGUGAGUAGACCAAGGCGCAGCGUGUGAAACAAACAUGACUUUAAUUAGUUAAAGUAUACCAAAACACGACUCGUGAAGUCCACGGUAAACAAAUACCGACACGGAACAAAAACCCACAAACACAAAGUGAAACACCGACAGUUAAAUAUGGCUCCCAAUCAGAGACAACCAGCCGACAGCUGACACUCGUUGCCUCUGAUUGGGAGUCACACAGGCAAACAUAGAAACAGACAACCUAGAACACCCAACAAUGAAACAGAACACAUAGAAUGAACACACCCUGGCUCAACAUAAUGAGUCCCAGAGCCAGGGUGUGACAGGCCUUGUGUUUUAGGUUAUUGUCCUGCUGAAAAGUGGAUUUGUCUCCCAGUGUCUGUUGGAAAGCAGACUGAACCAGGUUUUCCUCUAGCAUGUUGCUUGUGCUUAGCUCUAUUCCUUUUCUUUUUAUCCUAAAAAACUUCCUCGUCCUUGCCGAUGACAAGCAUACCCAUAAUAUGAAAAUAUAAAGAGUGGUACUCAGUGAUGUGUUGUGUUGGAUUUGCCCCAAACAUAACACUUUGUAUUCAGGACAAAAAGUUCCUUUCUUUGCCACAUUUUCUGCAAACAGGAUUCAUGUUUUGAAAUAUUUGUAUUCUGUACAGGCUUCCUUCUUUUCACUCUGUCAUUUAGGUUAGUAUUGUGGAGUAACUACAAUGUUGUUGAUCCAUCCUCAGUUUUCUUCUAUCAGCCAUUUAACUCUGUAACUGGUUUAAAAUCACCAUUGGCCUCAUGGUGAAAUCCCUGAGCUGUUCCCUUCCUCUCCGGCAACUGAGUUAGGAAGGAUGCCUGUAUUGUUUGAUUUGAUUUGAUUUGAUUUGAUCUUUGUAGUGACUGGAUGUAUUGAUACACAAUCCAAAGUGUAAUUAUUAACUUUACCAUGCUCAAAGGGAUAUUCAGUUGUCUUCUUUUUAUUUAUUUUACCCAUCUACCUAAAUAUAGAUGCAUCUGCAACCAUCUGUAACCAUGGGGCGUUACCAUACAGCCUAAAUAUAGAUAAGUCUGUAACCAUGGAGCGUAACCAUACAGACUAACUAUAGAUACGUAUGUAACCAUGGGGCGUAACCAUACAGCCUAACUAUACUUCUGUAACCAUGGGGCGUAACCAUACAGCCUAACUAUACUUCUGUAACCAUGGGGCAUAACCAUACGGCCUAAGCAUAAGUAGAAGCGUAACCCAAAGGACGCAACACAUGGGAGGGAUAAUGUCCACUCGAUCUCUUAUGUAAUACUUCAUGUUUUAGAUCUGAUUUGGGUCAGUUUUGGUAAAGGUACCUGUACCUCCAGCUAUAUAGCAUCUAGUGUUUUAGAUCUGACUUGGGGUCAGUGGAGGUAAAAGUCCAGUUACUUCCAACCUGUCAUAAAAAGGAGAAAAAAUAUGAAUGGUUUGUUUGAAUAAAUAAUAAAUUAGCCUCAGACAGGAGAUACAUACUGUAUAUCACAGACUGUUUAUGCAUUUGCAUGAUGACUCAUGUUUUCUAUAAUUUAGAGAAAUGGCUCCACAGCAUAUUAUGAUACAGUACAAAAGCAAAUUUAUUUUCCACAGAUAUUUUCAUUGCUCUUUAGUUUAAAACUAUAAAAGUGCUACACUUCUUUUGAAAGGCUGAAUGUCCAAGCAAACAUUGCCUGUCUCUCUAUUCUAUUGAAUAAAAUCAUAAACAGGAUUUAAUUCUCCCUCCUCUCUCUGUGAGAUUAUUGCACAACAACAAAACAAACUGUGCUGCCCAUACAUUACAUUUUAGUCAUUUAGCAGACGCUCUUAUCCAGAGCGACUUACAGGAGCAAUUAGGGUUAUUCCUAGAUUUUUCACCUAGUCGGCUCGGGGAUCAGAACCAGCAACCUUUCGGUUACUGGCACAACGCUCUAACCCACUAAGCUACCUGCCGCCCAUACAUAGAAAUAGAAUGAUAUCAUUCUCUGUUUAUGGUGCUGCCUGGUGCUGAAAGAAUGUUGAAAAAACCCCAGAUCUCAACAUCUUACAGAUUAAUGUUGGGAAGGAAAAAGACAUGCUGCUGAUCAAAAAAGAACAGUUUGCUCUCUCUUCGCUAAAACGUGUGAGGGUGAGGGUUACCAGCUGUGUGUGUAUCUGUAGAUAGAUUAAGGGCCAUGAGAACAAGGAAUUCACAUUACUCAAAUUAAGAAAAUAUCUCACCCACGCUUCAGUGUAAUUCAGCAUUCCCAUGAAGGAGGCAGUCAUAUUUGGAUCAUGGUGGGAGAUCAACAGUUCAGUAUUAGAUAAAGUGUUCCACUGGAUAUAGAUAGCUACAUUUAUUUGAUUUAAACACACUGUAGGCCUUGCAGACCUCCUUUUCUAUGAUAUUUCAUAUUGACCCAAGCCGGCCAAAAUGGUGCUAUAUUUCCCAAAGCUCUACAUGCCUAUUAUAAACUGGGUGGUUCGAGCCCUGAAUGCUGAUUGGCUGACAGCCGUGGUAUAUCAGACUGUAUACCACGGGUAUGACAAAACACUUAUUUUUAAUGCUCUAAUUACGUUGGUAACCCGUUUAUAACAGCAAUAAGGCACCUUGGGGGUUUGUGGUAUAUGGCCAAUUGACCACGGCUAAGGGCUGUGUCCAGGGACUUCGCGUUGCGUCGUGCAUAAGAACAGCCCUUAGCCGUGGUAUGUUGACAAUAUACCACAAACCCCCGAGGUGCCUUAUUGCUUAAUUAUAGUAUAGGCCUAAACAGUGUGUGUUCAAAAAUAGUAUUCAUAUUUGUUUCUGCAACACUAAAGGGGAUGGAGACCGGACACCAAUUGCAAUACCAUUGACAGUGAAUGUGUCAUUGCCCAUGAGUCAGAUCUGCAACCACUGAAGGGUUAGGUCCAAUGGGUAGGAGUAGGGAUCGAUUUGGGACUGGCUGUCUCAGUCAGAGCUGCGUCCUGAAUGGCACCCUAUUCCCUAUAUAUGGCACUACUUGUUCUAUGGGCAAGAAGCACCCUAUUCCUAAAAGUAUAGUGCACUACAUAGGGAAUAGGGUGCCAUUUGGGAUGCAUCCAAAUAAUAUUCUGUCCUGGGGUCCUGCUGUCUGUCUUGGGGUCCAGUCACAGUGUCCUCGGGAAGCGCCAUGCCAUUGGACAGCUGCUCUUCUAACGUCCCACUGGGUAUAGCAACCUCAGGUUACACUGUCUGUCUCCAGUACAGACAGUGUUAAUGAUACAAAGACAGUGACCCCCCCACACACACACAUGCACACACAGUGUGUGUAGGCCUAAUAAUCAAGUUAUAAUUCAAGUUUAAGAGCAUAAAUGUUGUCUGAUUGAUGCUUUAUUAUGUACUGUAGUUAUAGCAUUUACUACAGUCUAUCUUCAACUCCCAUCACUGAGAGACCCAAAGCCACAUCUGUAACCCUUUAAUUGCAGUAUUCAGAGAAGCCAGGCUACAAGGGCAAGAACCAGAGGAAUAAAUGAGAGGUUUGCCAGAAACAGGAAAACUGCUCUGAAAGGACGUUCCAGCCAGACCCCGUUCAAGACAAUGAGGGGUGAGAUAAUCUCUGUAGGGCUUAUCUUGCACUUGAAUCAGGAACAAGUUAGGUUCAUAGGCAGGCUAAGUACUUUAUUGAGAUGGGGCCAUGGGGUUGUUUGUGAAGUUAUUUCAAAGCGGAAGACUGACGUCUAGUAACCUAGUGUUCCAGACCCAAACUUAGUGUUUUCGGUUUUCAGUGAAAGAUUUUUGCCUGAGAUACAGUGUCACUGCGCCGCUCUUGAGACGAGACAAAUCUGGUCAACUUGGACCAUAUCUCUGACAUAUUUAGGAGGGUUACCGUCAGGUUUCUUGGAUAUUCAGUUUAGAGUUUUUUUUUAUUGGAGCAGAACUGUCUUUUUUUAAACAAAAGGCUAAGAGGAGCGCCAUAGAAUAAAUAACCUACUGAGGUUGAUCCGCAUCGAAAGAGGAAAGGAUCGAGAUGUGGAAAUAUUUUAGGAUUCAGUGUUUUAGAUCUGACUUGGGGUCAGUGGAGGUAAAAGCCCAGUUACUUCCGACCUGUGUCUGUCACGACUUCUGCCGAGGCUGCCUCCCCUCCUUGUUCGGGAAGGUUUCCGCGUUCGGCGUCACCGGCUUACUAGCGUCUGCCGAUCCAUUUAACAUCACUCCAUUUGUCUUGUCUUCAAUCACACACACCUGGUCCUUAUCCCUCAUUAGUCAUUGUAUAAGUGUUCACUCUGCUUCCUUGUCUGUGUGGGUGAUUGUUUAUUGUGGAGGUUAGUGAAGCUCGGUGGAGCUCGUGUAUUUUGUAUCGACGGGAGAAUUUCCCGUGUGCUUUGUAUUUUCCAGUGCGCCUGUUUUGUGCCCUGGAGUGUAUUUUGCGGAUCAAGGCCUGUUAUUCUGUGAUUUACCCUCCUGCGCCUGACUCCUUCAACACCACCUCAUCACAGUGUCAUAAGAAAGAGAGAAAAAAAGGAAUGGUUUGUUUGAAUAUAUUAUGAAUGAAGCUAUUUUUAUUAGAUGCUAAGAACUAUCCUCAGACCAUAAAUAUCAGUCUAUAAAAUAAACAAACAAGACCAAUUAGGAAAAACAAACAAACAAAUAGGAGGAGUAAGAUCAAAACUAAAGCAAUAAUUUCUACAUUUACAUAAACUUUUCAUGUCAGUAGAUCAACCUACCAAGAUAAACCCAGUGAAAUCUGCUCACAGCAUCUCUAUAACAGUUGUCUCAGUUCCCCCUUGCAGUUGGGGAACUAGUCAAUAUAAAGUCAACUUCCAAAUAAAAGCCCUACGGAGGUCAGAAAGAGACCCGAGUAGCACCUGUAAGUAAAGAUUGAGGCCUCCUCCCAAAUGGCACCCUAUUCCCUAUGUAAUGCACUACUUUUGACCAGAGCCCUAUAGGCCCAGUUCAAUAGGGAAUAGGGUGGCAUUUGGGAUGCAACCUGAGAUUGGGAGUCCUCAGACAGGAGAUACAUACUGUAUAUCACAGACUGUUUAUGCAUUUGCAUGAUGACUCAUGUUUUCUAUAACUUUGAAAAAUGGCUCCACAGCAUAUUAUGAUACCGUACAAAAGUACAUUUAUUUUCCACAGGUAUUUUCAUUCAGGAUGUGGUCUUUAGUUAAAAAUGUAAAAGUAAUAAACUUCUUUUGAAAUAAUUGGCUGUUGGCUGUCAAAGGAAAGCAUAUUACUCAAGACUUUCUCUAUUCUAUUGAAGAAGUUCAUCAUAUAAACAGGAUUUCAUUCUCCAUCCUCUCUCUGUGCGAUUAUUGCACAAAUAACAAAGACUUUCAGCAUAGCCUGGAAAGAACAGAGACAAACUGUGCAGCCCAAAGAAAUAGAAUGAGAUGUCCCUCUUAUUUCUGUGGUGUUGUCUGGCUCUGAAAGAAUGCUGAGAACAACCUGGAUCUCAACAUGUUACGUGGGGAAGGAAAAAUACAUGCUGCUGAUCAAAAGAAGAAGAACAUUUAGCUCUCUCUUCGCUUAGACUGUUGGUGUGAGGCCUCCCAGCGAUGGAGCAGCUGUACAUAGGCCAAGAGGAUAGAUUAAGGACCAUCCAUGCGAACAAGGAAGGAAAUGUAUAUUACGCCAAUGAAGAGAGAUAUCACUCAGGCUUUUUUGUAGGCUAGGUUGACCUGGUUAAAAUAGUGAAAUAUAGUGAAAUAUUCCCCUAGUGCUCCGACUGUCCUUUUGAGGAGGAUAUGAGCCUAAUAUAGUAACAUAUUCGAUACAAUGUGUGUUCAAAAAUAAUAUUUGUUGCUGUAACACAAGAGAGGAAGGACGCCAGAUACCAGUUGUAAUAUCACUGACAUCAUCAUCCAUGGGUUAGGUCCAAGGGGUAGCAGUAGGGGUAGGGAGCAAAUUUACAGUAUGUCCCAAAUUACACCCUAUUCCCUACAUAGAGCAGACCCAAAGCCACAUCUGUAACCCUGUAAUUGCAGUAUUCAGAGACGCCAGGCUACAAGCGCGAAAACCAGAGGAAAAAAUGAGAUGCUUGCCAGAAACAGGAAAACUGCUCUGAGAGCACAUUCCAGCAAGAUCCCUUCCAGGACAAUGAUGGGUGGGACAAAAUUGUGUAUUUAAAUCUCAGUAGGCUUGAUAUUGUGCAUGAAUCAGGAACAGAGCAAAGUUAGGUUCCUAGGCAGGCUACAUAGGAUACUUUAUCGAGAUGGAGACAUUAGCUGUUUGAGAAGUUCUUUGAAUGUGUAGUUCUUUAAAAGCCGAGGACUGACGUCUAGUUGCCUAUGUUCCAGGCUUGAGCUUCGUGUUUUCGGUUUAUCAGUGGAAGAUUUUUGCCCGAGAUACAGGGUCACUGUGCCGUGCUUCAGGCGAGACAAAUAUGUUCAACUUGGACGGACCAUAUCUCUGACAUAUUUAGGAGGGUCGCUCAUUUUUCCCGUCAGGUAUUUUGGAGUUUCAGUUUAGAAUCAUUUUUAUUGGAGGAGUGAAAUACUUUUAAGAGACCGAAAAGGUUGAGAGGAAUGGUCCAUGUAGUAGCUGAUCAGCAUCGAAAGAGGAAAGGAUGUGGGGGGAUUUUAGGAUUGAACAUCUGGAACUAAAAGCGUUCACCGAACUCAAAGGUUGACACAUGAAUGGAAGACGUAUCUAAUACAUUACUUUUGGAUGUCUUUUAACACUUUCAAAUAGUUUAAAAGACAUUUUGUUUUUAAUAUGGGACAAACGUGGUGCAUUUCUGUGGUACACAAUUUGGCUUCCUCAUGAAACGCAAGAGGAAAGAAAGCUGUGCAUUGAAGGAAAAAACAGGUAAAAGUCACAUUCAAUCUGACAUUUGUGACAGCUGUUGCCUAUUCGUUUAACUUUUUGUCUAGGUGUGGAUUGCUUUUCUAGUAACUAGGUGGGAACAUUUACAAGUAUCUGUUGUAGGCUAUGAUUUCCUAUUAUUGUGAGAAUGAACAGGUGGAUGCUGGUAAGUCACGUAGCCUACCUCUAAUUAAGCAAUAUUGGCCAAGGAGGUGUGGUAUAUGGCCAAUAUACCAUGGCUAAAGGCUGUUCUUACGCACGACGCAAGGCGGAGUGCCUGGAUACAGCCCUUAGCCGUGGUAUAUUGGUCACAUACCACAAACCCCCAAUGUACCUUAUCGCUAUUAUAAACUGGUUACCAAUGUAAUUAGAACAGUAAACAAGUAAUUUUGUGUCAUACUCGUGGUUUAUGGUCUGAUAUACCACAGCUUUCAGCCAAUCAGUAAUGCCUAACUGACACAUGUCACACCUUGACCACAUCAGAAAAGCGCCAAACCACAGCAGUGCUUAUUGGAUAGAACACCUUCACAUGUUUACACUCUAGAAUGUCUCCAGCAGUGCCAUUGAGCAUUAUCCUUUUCAUUUAUGGGCUAGGUUAGUGUACAAGAAAAUGUCCUGAUAUAACCAUGUUAUAAUACUUAAAUAAUAUAGUUGGACAUUUAGCCUACUGUAAUAUGAAUCAUAUUAGUCACUCCAUACUUUAGCAGUUUCUCAGUAUUUAAAACACAUCUGGAAAUAUCCUUUGAGAACCAAAUAUUCCUUUGAGAACCCCUCUUUUUCGAAUGAAAGGAAUGGAGGCUAAAGAGGCAGAGAAUAAAUGUGCAAGAUAAACAUGACUUCUACAUAUUAACUAUUCACUCCAAGAUAAGGCACGGUUCAGGUUACAGAAUAGAACUUUGCGAAACAUGGGCCUUAUAUUGAGUCUAUUGAAAGCAAAACCCAGAGCCCAUAUUCAUAAGGCUUGUCAGAGUAACAGUGCUUCCGAUCUAAGAUCAGGUUUUCCUUUUAGAUAAUAAUGAAUAUGAUUAUUUGGACAGGGGGGGAGUGCUGAUCUAGUAUCAGGUCCCCCCGUCCAUGUAAUCUUAUUCAUUAUGAUCUAAAGUCAAAACUGUUCCUAGAUGAUCUCUCUUACUCGACACUUUAUAAAUACAGUCCUAUUCGAUCCUUCCCAUCAUCAGUAAUCUUUUAAAGUGUUGUGUGGGCUGCUAUGAUGAGCCAUGAUGUAGGCCACCUGUAGUGGAGGAGCCAGGUGUGGUUAACUGUACCAGGGAGCUAGGUGUGGUUAACUGUACCAGGGAGCUAGGUGUGUUUAACUGUACCAGGGAGCCAGGUGUGGUUAACUGUACCAGGGAGCUAGGUGUGGUUAACUGUACCAGGGAGCCAGGUGUGGCUAACUGUACCAGGGAGCUAGGUGUGGUUAACUGUACCAGGGAGCCAGGUGUGGUUAACUGUACCAGGGAGCUAGGUGUGGUUAACUGUACCAGGGAGCCAGGUGUGGUUAACUGUACCAGGGAGCUAGGUGUGGUUAACUGUACCAGGGAGCCAGGUGUGGUUAACUGUACCAGGGAGCCAGGUGUGGUUAACUGUAACAGGGAGCCAGGUGUGGUUAACUGUACCAGGGAGCUAGGUGUGGUUAACUGUACCGGGAGCUAGGUGUGGUUAACUGUACCAGGGAGCUAGGUGUGGUUAACUGUACCAGGGAGCCAGGUGUGGUUAACUGUAACAGGGAGCCAGGUGUGGUUAACUGUACCAGGGAGCUAGGUGUGGUUAACUGUACCAGGGAGCCAGGUGUGGUUAACUGUACCAGGGAGCCAGGUGUGGUUAACUGUACCAGGGAGAUAGGUGUGGUUAACUGUACCAGGGAGCCAGGUGUGGUUAACUGUACCAGGGAGCCAGGCUCUCUUUGCAAAUCCCUUGAG